Molecule: messenger RNA, 1227 nt
Organism: Rhinocladiella mackenziei CBS 650.93
Lineage: Eukaryota; Fungi; Ascomycota; Eurotiomycetes; Chaetothyriales; Herpotrichiellaceae
Exons: 4
Coding region: 1-1227 (408 amino acids)
Biological process (GO): L-methylmalonyl-CoA metabolic process
Cellular component (GO): mitochondrion
Molecular function (GO): methylmalonyl-CoA epimerase activity
Source: RefSeq, a predicted model, not a curated record
AUGAAUUCCCUUGACGACCUCAAACAUAGCCUCACAGAGGAGAAGAUUAAAAAUGGCAAGGCAAGGAGCACUCCCCAACUCCGACCCGAAUCUACUUUCCCCUUUCCACCAGAUUUCAACGGCACGAUUUCCCGCGGACCAUCACCCAACCGAGGAGCUUCCGUCCGUGAUGUCGACGCAAUCGGACCGGACUCUGAAUCGAAGCGGGAAUGGCAGAAGAAACGUGGCAUUGACCUCUCCAAGCAGGUCAAGAUCGUCAAGUUGAGUCAUAUGCGAUACCAGCAUCCCGAUCUAAAUAAGAUCACCACGUUCUUGAGAGACUUCGGCAUGCAUGUUCUCAAGAAAUCCGAAAACGAGCGAUGGUAUCGCGGCUACGGCCCCGACCAAUACAUUUACUAUGCAAAGCAAGGACCCAAGAAAUUUCUCGGCGGUGCUUUCGAAGUCGAAUCGCGCGACGAGCUCGAGAAGGUCAUGAAGGUACCUGGCGCGACCGUUCUUACCAAUGGCAUCGAGGAAAUGACCGACGCCCCUGGUGGGGGAUAUAUUGUCACAAUCGCAGAUCCUGAGGGAUUUCCGGUAAAUUUCAUCUACGGCCAAGCCGAAGUCAAAGAGGAGAGGAAGAAGCCUGGUAAAUUGGUCUUUAACGACGAGGUCGAUAAGCCCCGGCGGAAGGCUUUCCAGAGAUUCGAACCCGGCCCUGCUGAGAUUCACAAGCUCGGCCACUUCGGCCUCAAUGUCGAAAACUUUUCCGCUCAAAUGGACUGGUACACACGGUACUUCAACAUCACGCCCAGCGACAUCCUGUACAUACCUUUGGACAAAAUCGACCCCGAGACCAAUGCUCCGGCGCGCAAAGAAGUCGCUGUCUUCGCCCACAUCGACCGCGGUCAAGAUCUUGUCGACCACCAUACGAUGUUCUUGACGACUUUGAGCCCUGGUGUCGAAAAGCACGUCCACCAUAGCUCGUUUGAGGUGCAUGACUUUGACACCCAAGAGCUGGGCCACCAGUGGUUGGCGGAGAAGAAGUACGAACCUGUCUGGGGCGUGGGAAGACAUAUUUUGGGAUCGCAGAUUUUCGAUUACUGGUGGGAUGUCCAUGGGUUUAUGGUCGAGCAUUAUGUGGACGGCGACUUGGUCAAUGAAGAUACGCCUUUGGGUUAUGGGCCCGCAGGGCAUGAGGGUUUGGCCGUCUGGGGACCAGAGGUGCCGAAGGAGUUCUUGGAGUAA